Molecule: messenger RNA, 1727 nt
Organism: Aspergillus aculeatinus CBS 121060
Lineage: Eukaryota; Fungi; Ascomycota; Eurotiomycetes; Eurotiales; Aspergillaceae
Product: DMT family transporter
Exons: 6
Coding region: 426-1727 (433 amino acids)
Biological process (GO): regulation of peptide transport
Cellular component (GO): membrane
Source: RefSeq, a predicted model, not a curated record
GUAAUUUCCCCGGUAAAUCCUCCCUGCUUAUCGCACCGCCUGCUACCGCCUGCUGGCCCCGGUGUCAUUUGGAUUGGCUUAUUGCUAUCGACGCGCUAAGCUGUCUCACUCCUUGCGACCCUCGCUGUUGCCCUCAUGACUAGGUCAAGUCGAUGACCCUGUUACCCUGUUACUCGGUGAGCCUUUUGUCGGCACGGUCUCCGGAGCGAGUGUCCGUCGCGGUCGCCAUUUGGACGGUGUAAGCGGGGAGGAAGAGAGAGGGUUUGAGUUCUUAUCUCGACAUCUCGGAACCAAACAAGAACGCAAGUCGCGUUUCCCCUCUUCGUGCCCUUCGUGCGGUGCGCUCUCAUCCUUGGGGCGAAACGCGCAAACCGCACACAUCCCUCCCACGAUACUUCCAACAGUACAGGCUUCCUGCCCUCAGCAUGGAGCCCUCAACAUCCAUCCCGCAGACCUCGGGCCUGACCCCGGGGGGUCGACGCACUCUCGGGAUCGCAUUACUGCUCAUCGUGGUCUUCCUCUGGACGGCCUCGAACUUCCUGGCCAGUACCAUCUUCGCCGACAACACCUACUCCAAACCCUUCUUCGUGACCUAUGUCAACACCUCCAUCUUCAUCCUCCCGCUCGCCUCGAUCAUCGCCGGUCGGGUCUUCCGGCUCUGGCGCGCCGGCAAGCUGUACCGGAUUCGGUCGGUGCAGAGUCUGUUGCAGCAUCUGGAUGCGCAUGAUGGGUGUUUGGAGGGUGAGGGGAGACGGAUUUUGGAUCGUGCGGGGCUUUCGUCGGCCAGGUUGGGGUUGAAGGAGACGGCGAAGCUGAGUUUUCAGUUUUGUCUUCUGUGGUUUACUGCCAAUUACUUUGCCAUGGCAUGUUUACAGUAUACAACGGUGGGAAGUACCACCAUCCUGACCUCCACGAGUGGCGUAUGGACCCUCAUCUUCGGCGCCCUGAUCGGCGUCGAACGCUUCACGCCCCGCAAACUCCUCGGCGUGAUCGCCUCCCUCAUCGGCAUCAUCAUGAUCUCGCGCCUCGACAUCUCCUCCCCUUCCCCCUCGCCAACCCCAGACGCAGACCCUAAUCCCAACCUCAACCCCACCUUGCGGGCUAGAGGGAGCACCAUCCCCCCCAAACCCCCGCACGAGAUCGCCCUCGGCGACGCCAUGGCCGCCUUCAGCGCCGUCAUGUACGGGGUCUACACGAUCGUCCUGAAGAAGCAAGUCGGCGACGAAUCCCGCGUCAACAUGCAGCUCUUCUUCGGGCUGGUCGGCCUCCUGAACAUGGUGCUGCUGUGGCCCGGCUUCCUGGUGCUGCACGCCCUGCGCGUCGAACCCCUCGCCUGGCCCGACUCCCCCCGCGUCUGGGCCAUCGUCUGGGUCAAUGCGCUCGCCUCCCUCCUCUCCGACCUGUGCUGGGCCUACGCCAUGCUCCUGACCACCCCGCUGGUCGUGACCGUCGGCCUGAGUCUGACCAUCCCGCUGUCGCUGGUCGGGCAGAUGGUGAUCCAGGGGCAGUAUGCGAGUGGGGCGUAUUGGGUGGGCGCGGCGGUGGUGUUCGGGUCGUUUUUGGUGGUGAAUCAUGAGAGUCGGGGGGAUGUGGGGGACACGCAGGGAAAUGGGGAUGGGGAGGAGAGCGGGAGGGGGCGGACGAGGGGGAGGGGGAGGGGGAGGACGGGGGCAUCGUCGGGGUAUGAGGCUAUUUCGGCGGUGGAGGAGGGGGAUCAUCGCGAUUGA